Molecule: messenger RNA, 210 nt
Organism: Phytomonas sp. EM1
Lineage: Eukaryota; Euglenozoa; Kinetoplastea; Trypanosomatida; Trypanosomatidae
Source: the annotation of a GenBank genome assembly
AUGGUUCGCCAGUGUGUGCUUGAACCUCUUAUGGAAGAUCAAAGGUACAGCGACAUCGCCAUGGCGUAUCGCACGCACAUACCAGCACCCUCAGACGAUAAGCAAAUCCUAGAGCAACAAAACUACUGGUCGUCCGCGAAAUACCUUCACUGGAUGGAGCAGGUCGAUGAUGAAGCGCUAACUCCAAACGGAAAUCGAAAAAUAGACUGA